Molecule: messenger RNA, 3856 nt
Organism: Oreochromis niloticus (Nile tilapia)
Lineage: Eukaryota; Metazoa; Chordata; Actinopteri; Cichliformes; Cichlidae
Gene: mon1bb
Product: MON1 secretory trafficking family member Bb
Exons: 7
Coding region: 246-2465 (739 amino acids)
Biological process (GO): protein targeting to vacuole; vesicle-mediated transport
Cellular component (GO): Mon1-Ccz1 complex
Source: RefSeq, a predicted model, not a curated record
CCACGGCUCCUCCAUGGCGUCCGCUUAUUCAACUGGUGUCAAAUUAAAUGACUGGGCUGCGGUGUCUGUUUUAGUGAUUUAUAAAUCAGCACUCUGGUUUGGAGGUGUCAUAUUCCCCAUUUCUACCGUUAUGAUGUUUACGUACGGAGAGGAGCGGAGAGGCAAUCGGACGUGACGUAGUACGCAGGACGACUACUUCAUCACGUACACAACAGAGCCUUUCAGCAUCGGACACUCUUAAACAAAUGUGCGUGGCUAAAAUCUAUAUUUCGACAUCAUUUGUCCAGGUUGUGUUAUGGCCUUUUUUCCCCUUUUUAAGAAAGAAAAAAAAAAUCUCAGCUAAACCGUCAAUCCCCUUCAUGUGUACCUUGAAGAUAUGGAAAAGAGUCGUUGAAGCUAGUUUAAAGAGAGAGAAAGCGUUUCGCUGUAUUAUACCUGCUACAGCAGCACCCAUACAUGUGCUGCACGUUUAUCUGAGAUUUGUCUCUUCAAGUUUCUGUUACGAGCCCACAACGAGAGAGGGGGGAGGGGCGGGACUAACCGACGCCAGUGAGCGCGCUGAUUGGUCAGCUGAAGUUGUCAUCAGAGAUUCCGGAUGUCGGCUUCGAGACUGGGAUGGUAUCAUGGAAACAGCCAAUCAUCAAGAAGGAGAGGCGGCGGCAGUGAAGAUUGGUGAUAGCCCUUUAGAGAGUAAUCAACCUGCUGACUCAUUGGCAGCCUCCUUCUCCCUUUUGGAGAAUCACAUGUUUCCUGAUCCAGUAGAGAGUAAUGGGAGCGCUGCUGUUAGCAGAAUCGAGCCUGUGAAUUCGCAACCACCAGAUGUUUCGGCAGAGCAUCUUGGUUUGGAUGAGAAGCCUCCUUCUGACCAAGUGAUGAAGCUAGACCCUGAAAAGACAAAAACCGAGUGCCAGAAUGACGUGUCCAUGCAGCCGGCUGAUGGAACAACUGAGGACGAUGCCACUGACAAUGACCAGAGCGACUCUGGGGAAUUUGUUGUAACAAUGCUGGCCAAGGCCAAGCUUGAAGAACAAGGUAUAGGUGUGAAGGGGAGGUCGUCCCCGCUGUUGGAGGCAGGCACGCAGGAAUCUUCCUCAUUUACAUCUCAUCGCGAUGAGGAUGUCACGGCUGACAGCUGGCGGCAGCACAGGAAACAUGUUUUUGUGCUAAGCGAAGCCGGUAAGCCCAUUUAUUCCCGAUAUGGCAGCGAAGAGGCUCUUUCAUCGACAAUGGGAGUGAUGAUGGCGCUGGUGUCUUUUGUCCAAAGUGGAGAUAAUAUCAUUCGCUCAGUCUACUCAGACGAGCACACCGUAGUGUUCCUGCAGAAAGGGCCCCUAGUUCUGGUGUGCGUCUCCAGCAGUCGUCAGUCUGAGCAGCAGCUGCAGGGAGAGCUCCUUUAUGUCUACUAUCAGAUCAUUAGCAUGCUCACCCAGGCCAGUAUAUCCCGCAUCUUUGAACACAAGAAAAACUACGACCUGAGGAGACUCCUGGCGGGCUCAGAAAAGAUCCUGGAUGGUCUCCUCAACUUGGUGGAUUCUGACCCCAGCUUCCUGCUAUCGGCAGUGCACUGCUUGCCUCUAGCCUCCUCUCUCAGGGACUCUCUCAGCCAGAUCUUGCAGAAAGCUAUCACACCCAAUCUGGUUUUCUCCAUCCUCAUUGCCAAGAACCAGCUUCUAACCAUCGUCCAAGAAAAGACCGUCAUCGAGGACUCGCGGCUGGAGCCAGCUGACGUUCACCUUCUGCUUAACCUCAUUGGAGCUUCCUCUGCCUUUCAGGCUGGCGAGAUCUGGACCCCCAUCUGCCUCCCGCUCUUUAAUCCUGACUGUUACUUUUAUGCAUACAUUUCUUACCUGGACCCUCCAGAAUGCACUGUUUGUUUGCUGCUGCUCUCGACAGACAAAGAGGCUUUUUACUCUGUAGCCGAGUGCAAGAGAAAGAUAGAGGAGGCUAUGAUGGCUCAGAACUCCCUGAGCCUCAUUGCCAAAGCCGGGACAUACAGUGUGAGCCAAGUGGGCGUCUCAGACCUCAGACACUUCAUGUACAAGCCCUUUGAUGUGCCAGACAACUACCGCCAGCUCACUCAGUUUACCAGCCCAGAGAUGGAGGCACCAUACAGCAGUGAAGAGGAGAAAAUGAGACUGCUGGAUCUCUAUCGUUAUAUGCACGGCCGCAUCCACAGCACCUCACGACCCCUCAAGCUUAUCUACCAUGUUGCUGAGAGGGAAACUCUGCUAGCCUGGGUCACAAGUAAAUUUGAGCUGUACACCUGCUUCAGCCCCCUGGUGACAAAGGCCUGUGCCAUUACUGCUAUCACUAAGCUUCUAAGAUGGAUUAAAAAGGAGGAGGACCGUCUGUUCAUCAGAUACCCCCCAAAGUAUUCAACCACACCAAACCCCAGCAAAAGCUCUCGAGGAGGCAAAUCUGACCAGCAAGACUCCACAGAUAAUGGCUUCUUAUCUCUUCUAUAGGACUCUGUUAGCACUAAUAGAAGUGGCUCUGCCUCAUUCAAAAAUAGUUUGUACACUGGUUUCAAGACAUUUUUGAACCCUCUUGACACUCAUGAGACCGACAAACUUUGACCACUGGAAUCCAACACUACAUUUUACGCUAUUUAAGGAGGACUGGUGUCUUCGAAACCGGUGUUAUUAGUUCUCCAGGAAGCAUUUCAUCACAUUGCUGCUUUUGAGCAGAAACGGGGCAGAAGCGCAUUAGUAGAUUUUAAAAUGAACUGUGACAGAACAUAUUUGCAAUGGUGUAUUUAAGCGUUUUUAUAUUGUUUUAUUACAGCAACAAGAACCUUUCCUCAUGAACAGCGAAUGGAACAUAUGUUACAUAUUUAAUGAGUUAGCAUGAGGAGGAAAAAUUAAGUUAAACUACCUUUGGCAGAUAAGAUCGUUCAUAAUCUUUAUCUCCUCGCCCUAAUCACGAAAAUUAUGUUGCAUAACAUAAUGUCACAAAACAGGAUAUACAAGUUGUUAGAGUGUGUGCUUUUUGGGAUCAGCAUAAACUGGAAUACGAAAAACUGGAACUGCUAGAGGAGGGAUAGGCCUGGCGUGAGUCACACGAGGCCACAAGCAGAACGUUUUCCCUCCUUCAUAGAAUUUGAAAACAUGUCGUUUCUCAUCUUGCUGAUGUUUAGACUCGAAACGAGACUUUGAGUUUUAUUGAUGUUUCAUUUUGUGCAGCAGAUUAGUAGGAAACCCCAGCCUGAUUAUUGUCACUGUUAAGUGUUUCCAUUGAAACAAAGCAGACCUUAUCAGUUUCUUGAUAAGGUGGGAAGAUGCCAAUGAGCUCACGUGUUUUGUUCUGCAGAUACCUUUAGUAUGACACCUAAUGUAGUGAGUUCAGGUAUUCUUUUUGCAUAAGAGUUUUCUAAAGGUGGUCUGAAAAGUUGUUUCAUCCUUGUGUCCUCUGAGGAAUUUCCUGUCAAGUCUUAAGAGUUUGUCUGUAGUGUUACAAAAUAAAUCCCAGGAUGCACAAAAAGCAGUUGUCCUAUUUAAGUGGACCAUUACAAAAAUAAAUAAAUAAAUAAAUAAAUAAAUCAGAAGACAAAUGAAAACCAAGUGACCAUUAGUGCCCUAAUAAUUUUCUGUUUUCUGGAAAGAACCAAGCAUUGGAAAAGCAGGUGAGCUUAAAAUGCAGUUUUGGGGAUGUACAGUACAGUCAAACAAUAAAUAAGAAUGACAGAAAUAUAUAACACUUACUUUUAAAGUUAUGGUUUGAAGGGUGUAUGCCUUAAUUAGUGCCACAUUAUAUAUGUCCUUACAAGAAACCCCAAACGACAUAACUGGUAAAUUUAAGCGGUUAUUGAUAUCACGUCUUUGAUUCUUAAAUUCUGAACCUUCCAUCGUUUUAUAAA